UCACCACCGGCGCAGCCCGCAUCGUUAACCGACACCAACCAACCGCCCCCACCGCCCCAGUCGCCUCCUGGGGACUCCAGCGGCUCUCUGAGUGUGACGGACGACAGUGGCGGCGGGCAGACCUCCAAGGCGGUCGCAAUCACCGUGACGGUGGUGAUUGCGGUGGCGGUGCUGGCCGUCGUGCUUCUGCUGCUGCUGUGGGCGUGUCGCCGGCGCCCUUCCGCGGAGGCCGCACCACCUGGGGCCGCUGCGGCUGCUAGUGAUGCUGCUGGUGCUGCUACCUACAAGGGGCGUAACAGCACCCUCCCGAAACCACCCCCGUUGGGGCCUCCGGGGCCCGCUUCUAAAUACUCUGUAUACGGACCUACGGCGGCGCAUUGUACGGCAGCAGCUGCUGCUGGGGACGGCA
This is a messenger RNA of Astrephomene gubernaculifera, 409 nucleotides long. The record is from the annotation of a GenBank genome assembly. Lineage: Eukaryota; Viridiplantae; Chlorophyta; Chlorophyceae; Chlamydomonadales; Astrephomenaceae.